Molecule: messenger RNA, 3054 nt
Organism: Brenthis ino (lesser marbled fritillary)
Lineage: Eukaryota; Metazoa; Arthropoda; Insecta; Lepidoptera; Nymphalidae
Source: the annotation of a GenBank genome assembly
AUGAGUACCGUAAUAUCACAAAUAAACUAUAAUCGUAGGCAUAAUAGCGCCGGCCCUAGUACCAGUUACCUUGGUAUUGAUGAUGUGCGUGAUCUAUCGAAAAUUUGUCGACUCUGCGGGAUAGUCCCACCCGAGCCAGUUAUCCCACUGUUCGGGCAAGAAUGUCGAAAAAAGCAAAUUUCAGAGAAAAUAAACCAAUAUUUGUCUAUACAGGUUGAUGAAAUGGACAUGCUACCAAAAACAGUGUGCCAUAGCUGUGCUCGACUUAUUGUAACAUGGCACAAAUUUGCAAACCGUAGUGUAGAAGUUGAAGCAAAAUUAAAACAAAGAUGCAAUGUACAGCAACAACCUAUUUCAACAAAUGAACAAAGGGCAACAAAUUUAAAUGAAAACAGCAACAAUCAAGCUGUCGAUACCUACACAUACACUGCGGAUUCUUCGAAUGGCAUGUCACCAGACACAUAUUUACUUUACUCCAUUGUAAAAAACGUGUUGACUGACGAUUAUUUUAAGGCUUUGGACAUUGACGAGGAUAACUCCAAUUUAGAGUACGUCUGCCAAAUAUGUCCCGGCAAUCCCGCCUCCAGGUCUAUCGAACAUUUGUGUUCUCAUAUAAAAUCUACACAUUACUCCAAAACUACUGAUAAACAGACCAUAGAAGAGUAUAUAAAGGAGAAUAUAACGUUUGAAGAAGUCCUCGGUGAUGACAUGAUGACUGAUGAUCAUGAACUUGAAAGAGUAAAAGAUGUGAUAGAAUUGCCUAAUUUCUUUUGUCCUUUUUGUGACAAUGCUUUUUCAUCGCCAACUCGUCUUAUAUGUCACUUGAACAAACAUAUUGAGGUUAGCAUCGAGGACGGAGUUACGUGUUGUGAUAACCACUAUCCAGAUAAGAAAACGUUUGUCGCCCAUUUGCAAAAAGCACACGUAAAUAGACAAAUUACGGGAAAGGUAAUAUGCAAAAGCUGUGAUUUCACAGCCAACGACAUCAAUGAACUACAAUCACACAUAAUCCAAGCUCACCCUGAGAGUAAAGACGAUUGCGACAAACCAAAAAAAGAUCCGAGUCCAAAAAAUCAGAAGUUCAUACCAGCAGUCUGUCCCGAAUGCAAUAAAGUUUUCUCUAAUAAAUAUAACAUGCUCGUUCAUAUGAGAAAUCAUAAUAAAUCGACCACCAAGUUUGCGUGCGAUAAAUGUAGCAAGAGUUACAAAAGCCAAGGGAGCUUGUCUCAUCAUCAGAAGGUGGCUCAUGAAGGGUUACUUCGGUUUCCUUGUCCAUACUGCGGCGAAGCGUUUCCUUCCAGGAUGACCAGAAAUAUUCACACUCGCAUUCACACGGGGUACGCACGAGACGAAAUCUCAGUAACCGAAGUUGUUUGUUGCAGAUGGUCACCCUACUCGGACCAAGACGAAAGUUACCGGGACGCUUGUGAGGAAAAAAAUAUUCGGAAAAUUGCCGAAUCUGAGAGCGACUCUAUCGCUUCAGACGAUGAACCUCUCGCGAGCUUGGCAAAUAGAACGUCGACUCGAGAUUUGUAUCAAGACUUUUAUAACGCUUUGAAGAAAUUUCGGGACCACUUCGUGAAUGACCACCGCGGGCAGUGUAAUUAUUCCGACUUCUCCGACUCGACUGAAUCAGACCAUGAAGACUUAGAGGAGAUGGAUCUUAAUGAUUUCGAUGACUUAACGGAGAGUAAUAUGAGAAAGGACAGAAUGGACGAAGAAACUCGGGUCGAGCUAAGUGAAGUGCAGACUAAAAUCAACGGCAAAGUGUAUUUCACGUGUAAGAUAUGCGGAAAGAACCUGAGCUCGUCGCACACGUACAUCUUCCACAAGCGCAUCCACACCGGCGAGCGGCCCUGCGUGUGCCACGUGUGCGGGAAGCAGUUCCGGGUGCCCAACGGCCUGCAGCGGCACUUGACGGAAACACAUUUGAAGCAACGGCGGUAUAUUUGCGUGGUGUGUCACAAGAAUUUCGCCAAUUCUCAGAACUUGAAACAGCAUAUGCGCAUCCACACCGGCGAGAGACCGUACGUGUGCUCGCAUUGCGGCAAGAGGUUUACACAGAGCGGGUCUCUACACGUGCAUUUGAAAACCCAUACAGAAAUCUUUCCUCACAACUGCGCGGAUUGCGGCGCGAAGUUCAGGCUACGGUCUAGUUUGAAACGACACAGAUUAAAACACACGGGGGAAAGACCACACGUGUGCGUUCAUUGCGGGAAAGGCUUCCGACAGAAACAUGAGCUCAACAGUCACAUUCUGACCCACACGGACACCAAACCCCACGCCUGCUCGGUGUGCGGCGCCGCCUUCCGCCAGCGCCGCGCGCUGCGCCACCACUGCAAGCGCCUGCACGACGCCGACGCAAGGGACCUCACGCUUAUGGGCUAUAACAACAUGCCGCACUACGAUUUGUUCAGUAACGUGAAAAAAGAGAUAAAAUCCGAGACCGCAGAUAGUCAGAAUUUAGUUGUUAAAAAAGAUCAAUCUGUCACAAAUCAAAAAGAGAACUUAGGAAAGCCACAAACUAUUGUAGUAAAAGAUGGCAAAAGAUAUGGAGUGUGUAAUAUUUGUAAAAAAAAUGUGUUGACCGCUUCUUGGAAACGUCAUCUACGGUCGCACCAGAGCGUCAAGAGGUUCAGCUGCCACACCUGCGGGCUCGGCUUCAACGACAGCGGCAACCUCUCCCGGCACACGAAAGCCAUACAUUCCGAGCACCGCCCUCACACUUGCCAUAUCUGUCAUAAAAAUUUCUCUAGAAACAGUCACCUUCAAGAUCAUAUAAAAUCACAUUCGGAUACUAGAGAGUACAUUUGCGACGUGUGCGGUAAAGCUUCCAAAUACAGCGCCGCUUUAAGAAUGCACAGGAGAAUACACGAGAACGACUAUAGGUUUCAGUGCAUGUACUGCGAGUCUAAAUUCAAAAGGCGCGGGCAGCUGACGGCGCACGUGUCGGUGCACACCGGGGAGAAGGCGCACGUCUGCGUCUGCGGCAAGACGUUCCGGCUGAGGAGUCAGCUCACGAGCCACGCGCGCCUCCACGACACAAUAGUGCUG